AUGCGGGUGCUUCUUCGUCCUAGCGCCUCGAGGCUCUGGCGGUCGUCUUGCUACGUACCUGCACGACAUGCCGCUACCACGCCUUUUUAUCGGCCCCUGCCUGAGCCUAGCGUCGCUUGGCGCACAGACGACGUGGAGGAGGCGCGACGUGUGGCACAGGCGAAGCACAUGAAAUUCCAAGAGGACGAGGCCGCUGAGCUGCCCCUCUUGCAGCAACGCCUUGUCGAGCUUCGCAAGGAGCGCGCAAGCCUCGAGAAGGAACAAAAAGACGUCGGAAAGGCUAUACCUGCCCUGGCCAAGGCCGCACCGUCAUCGCCUGAUCUCGCGGCGAAGCGCGAGAGAGCUCGUACUCUUCGUACCGCCUUGCGUGACUUGGACAAGACUGUGUCAGAUCUGACCGCACGUUCGCUUGCCAUUCGCAGCGCAUGGCCUAACCGUGUCCACCCUGACGUGCCUGUGGGGCCGGAAAGCGUGUCGCAGGUACUACGUGUGGUCGAUGCUCGCGAUGCUACGUGGUACCCUACACGUGUGCCCACAUUGUCGUUGCCAUGCUCCAUCGCAGACUUUGAGCAGACGGCGACGUGGAAGGAGGCUCUGCAAGCGAAUCCGGCGCAUGACCAUCUCGCUGUGGCCCAAGCUCGUCGUGAUGGCGCGAUUGAUAUGACGACGGGCAUCCAUACCACAGGUCCCUCGUGGCCUUAUUUGAUGGGGACUAUGUCUAUGAUGGAGCAUGCCAUUAGCCAGUAUGCCCUAUCGAAAGCGAUUCAGCAUGGAUUUGUGCCGGUGUCUGUGCCAGACGUGAUCAAGACUGACGUGGCAGAGCGAUGUGGCUUCCGACCCCGCGAUGAAGUGGCGGCGCAGACCUACUUUGUGGAUACUCGUCGUAUGGACGACACAGACGAGGCUUCCUCGCUGUGCCUGGCUGGCACAGCUGAAAUCCCGCUGGCCUCGUUGGUCGCCAAACAGACAUACUCCGUCCAAGAGACAACGGCGAACGAAGGCGGUUUCAUCGCGACGCAUUCGCUGCCUGUGAAGCUCACCGCGCUGGGCCAUGCGUUCCGUGCGGAGGCUGGUGCGCGGGGCGCUGAUACUCGUGGCUUGUACCGCAUUCAUCAGUUCUCCAAGGUCGAAAUGUUCGCUGUGACACAGGCUGACGCGAGCGACGUCAUGCUCGAGGCUCUUCGCUGUGUACAGGAAGACAUGGUGCAAGGCCUAGGCUUAGCCUAUCGUGUUCUGGACAUGUCUUCGGAAGAAUUAGGCGCGAGUGCGUACCGCAAGUACGAUAUCGAAGCAUGGAUGCCUGGCCGUGGCUCAUGGGGCGAAAUCUGCUCCGCCUCCAACUGCACGGACUACCAGGCUCGCCGCUUGGCCAUCAAGUACAAAAAGGAUGGCCAGAAUCACUAUGCUCAUACCCUCAAUGCAACCGCUGCAGCGAUCCCACGGCUGAUUGUAGCUCUGCUGGAGACGUACCCAUCGAAAGACCACCUCCUUCUUCCUGCCUCGCUCCGUCCCUUCUGGUUGGGCGGCCCGACGGAUGCGCGUGUCCGCUGGCUCGAGCCGAACGUCGCCCGCCACACUGCUGCUACGUCGAGCCAUGUCGCACGGCGGCCGUCACAGUCACAGGCAUCCUUCCACACGUCGGCCCAGCGGUCUUCCGGCUCGUUGGAGCGGGCCAAGCAGCGUAUUCGCGCGCUGGCCGCUCGCACAGGCUCUGAUCCAGCGCCGUUGUUGGUCGCUUUUCUCGCACUGCACGAACUGACGGCCAUCGUGCCCUUGUUCGUCAUUGCGGCGAUUCUGGCACUUCUCGGUGGCGGCGAUGUACUGCUAGAAGCGAUCGAUCAUAUGGUGAACAAGUUUGCGCCGAAGGAAGACGCCGUCCUUCACGAAUGGAUCGCACGAGGACGUCGUAUGGCGACGCGCAUGUGCGCACGAUGCGAUGCGGUCCUGCACGGCGAAGAAGGCGCGCCCGCUGCGGCCGUAUGGCUGACUAGUCUUACAGCCGCGUACGUGGCCGUCAAAUUGCUGCUUCCUGUACGCAUUGCCCUCUCCCUAGCAUGGGCGCCUGCGACGGCGCGAAUGUUCAUUAUGCCGCUUUGGCGCCGGUGGACCCCGCGCCGCCCCCCCUCCACAUAG
Molecule: messenger RNA, 2133 nt
Organism: Malassezia pachydermatis
Lineage: Eukaryota; Fungi; Basidiomycota; Malasseziomycetes; Malasseziales; Malasseziaceae
Product: seryl-trna synthetase
Exons: 1
Coding region: 1-2133 (710 amino acids)
Biological process (GO): mitochondrial seryl-tRNA aminoacylation
Cellular component (GO): mitochondrion
Molecular function (GO): serine-tRNA ligase activity; ATP binding; tRNA binding
Source: RefSeq, a predicted model, not a curated record